Molecule: messenger RNA, 273 nt
Organism: Puccinia graminis f. sp. tritici CRL 75-36-700-3
Lineage: Eukaryota; Fungi; Basidiomycota; Pucciniomycetes; Pucciniales; Pucciniaceae
Exons: 2
Coding region: 1-273 (90 amino acids)
Source: RefSeq, a predicted model, not a curated record
AUGCCUGGACGACUGGCUGCAACUACUCUAUGCCAUAAAGACUGUGUAGUUUCAAGGAAGCAAUUUUUCAUGACCUUACGUUCUUCGAGGAAACUUGUGAGGCCAAGCGAAGUCGAACUAUUUGCAUUCACGUUCACCUAUGAUGAAUUGAGGAAAUCCACUCGACAGGUCUUGUUACUGUUAGGAAAGUCUGCUGUUGUAACGAGGAUAGCCAAAUACUUUGAGGAAUUGGCACAUGAAUAUCUCAAACUCGGCAUCAGUGGGCGCCAUUGA